This is a messenger RNA of Sporothrix brasiliensis 5110, 324 nucleotides long. RefSeq lists its product as uncharacterized. NCBI's taxonomy places the organism in Eukaryota, Fungi, Ascomycota, Sordariomycetes, Ophiostomatales, Ophiostomataceae. The transcript has a single exon. The record is from RefSeq and is a predicted model, not a curated record. Bases 1 to 324 code for a protein of 107 amino acids.
AUGGUUCAAGGGGCAGUUAAGAAAUCGGCUAAACCGGUGUCCAACUCUCGCAAAGCAAAGAAACAGGCCAUCGCCUCCGGUUCCAGCGGCGCGCCAAAACGAUUCACUCGGGUCACCAAGGCACCUCGGUCUGCCAAGGCGGUGAAAGCACAUGCAAGCACAGGCAAGGUGAUGAAAAAGUUCUCGUCCGGCCUCGCUGCAAAAACUGAGGCGAUGCUCGGCGACCGCGCCGGCCAUCUCGAGCUGAUCGGCCCUGGCAAGAAGAAGGGCGUCGACCGCAAGAGCGACAAAGCGCACCAGGCUGGCUCGCGGCGGUUUGGAUAG